Alexandromys fortis (reed vole) is the source of this 2986-nucleotide messenger RNA. Its product is annotated as transmembrane protease serine 11E. The transcript has 10 exons. Gene Ontology annotation, cellular component: extracellular region; plasma membrane. Lineage: Eukaryota; Metazoa; Chordata; Mammalia; Rodentia; Cricetidae. Bases 171 to 1442 code for a protein of 423 amino acids. Gene Ontology annotation, molecular function: serine-type endopeptidase activity. Gene Ontology annotation, biological process: proteolysis. The record is from RefSeq and is a predicted model, not a curated record.
UCACACAAAGUCUCCGCACUAGCCAAGACUCGUCAGACUGGUUCUCUAUGGAUCAUCAGUGACUUCUUUCUUCACCUCACUUUAGCCUACAAAGCCAGGGAUGAGCCCAGCCGAGGCAUAAGCUCAGUCGCGGACCAGCCACCCCAGGUCUCGGAUCUUGCUAGUCAGUGAUGUAUCGGCCGCCUGUGGUGAGGGCCAGGAAGAGAACUCGUGUGGAGCCCUGGGUUAUUGGCCUCAUCUCUUUUUUAUCCCUGAUUGUCCUGGCUGUGUGUAUUGGGCUCACCGUUCACUAUGUCAGAUACAAUCAAAGGAGGACCUACAAUUACUACAGCACAUUGCCAUUCACAAGUGAUAAGCUUUAUGCUGAGUUUGGAAAAGAGGCUUCUAAAAAUUUCACAGAAAUGAGCCAGAGAAUUGAAACUAUGGUGAAAAAUGCAUUUUAUAGAUCUCCACUGAGGGGACAACUUGUCAAGGCCCACAUUAUCAAGUUCACUAAAGAAUAUGAUGGAGUGUCGGCUCACAUGCUGCUGAUUUUUCGAAUUCGCUCUACUGAGGAUCCUGAAACUGUGCACCAAAUAGUUGAACACGUUCUGCAUGAAAAGCUGAAAUAUGCUACAGGACCCCCCAACGUUGAUCCUGAAUCGGUUGAAAUUAAAAAAAUCAACAAGACAGAAACCGACAACUUUCUCAACCAUUGUUGUGGGACACGGCGGAAUAAAUCGAUAGCACAGACUAGCCUCAGGAUCAUUGGCGGGACGCAAGCAGAGGAGGGAGAAUGGCCAUGGCAAAGUAGCCUGCAGUUGGAUGGGUCCCAUCGCUGUGGAGCAACUUUGAUCAACAACACGUGGCUUGUGAGUGCUGCUCACUGCUUCCGAACGCACAAGGAUCCGUCGAGUUGGACUGCUUCCUUUGGGGCAACAAUACAACCUCCAAAACUGAAGACUGGCCUGAGGAGGAUAAUUGUCCAUGAAAAAUACAAAUACCCAUCUCAUGACUAUGACAUUGCGCUCGCUGAGCUUUCUAGGCCAAUCCCCUGCACAAAUGCAGUGCACAAGGUUUGUCUCCCGGAUGCAAACUAUGAGUUCCAGCCUGGACAGCAGAUGUUUGUGACAGGAUUUGGAGCAAUGCAAGAUGAUGGAUUUUCACAGAAUCGCCUUCGGCAAGUCCAGGUGGAUUACAUAGAUACCCAAACCUGCAAUCAACCUCAAUCUUACAAUGGUGCCAUCACGCCUAGGAUGCUGUGUGCUGGCUUCUUAAAAGGGGAGAAAGAUGCGUGCCAGGGUGACUCUGGAGGACCACUGGUUGCUCCAGAUGCUAGAGAUAUCUGGUACCUUGCUGGAAUAGUGAGCUGGGGAGAUGAAUGUGGCCAACCCAAUAAGCCUGGUGUUUAUACUAGAGUGACUGCUUUCCGGGACUGGAUUGCUUCCAACACUGGUAUCUAAAGCAGAAAGACCCAGUGGGAUGAAAUGGAUGUUCUUAGAUAGAAGUUUUGUAGGCCGUUCUUAGCGUCACACAACCGCAGAAGCAGCUUACGACCAGGAGGCCCUGAACCAUCAUCACACAGAACAAUCUGAAGUGUCUAUUUCCCCUCCAGCUUUAUGGUCAGGAGGACGUGAACUGUCACACUGAAAAUCUGAAGUGUGUGUUUCCUCCCCACCUCUGUCCUCACAUGAGCAUCUUGCUGCUGCCAGAUGGACUCUGCCAACCUGCACUCAUUUAUUUUCUACAAGUUUUCUGUUGCCAAAAUUUUGAUUUCCUCUGAAAAGUACUCAGGCAUAUAUACAACUUGAAGUGACCCUUACUUCAUUUCGCCAGCUUCUCUCAUAUCAGAAAAUUUCUACUUUUCAACUUCAAGAUAAGGAAGGAAAUAACGUGGAAAAAGAAAAAAAUACAUUUUAUUGUACAGAAAAGCAUUAGGGAUUUUUAAAAUAGAAUGUGGGACAUGAUCACAUUCAUAGUGAAAGACCAGCAAGCAGUUAUAGCAACAGACGGCUGAAAAUUCCAUGUUGGAGAAGAAGAAGACGAAACAGAGAAACUAAUGUAUAGUUUAUUUUCUUCCUAAAUACCUAGCAAGAGCAACAUGAGAAUGAUUGUUUCCUGUGACUACAAUAAUCAUACAAACUCUUUGUAAUGUGCUUGCUAUGAACAAACCAAAGAAAACAAUAUUCAUUUGCAAUUGACAUGCAGAGGCUGUCUAUAUACAAUGAGCAGUGAAAUAAACAAAUCAAUUGCUUGACAUUAUAGCAUAAAAAUUAAUGAAGGAAUGAGGGAUGCGUAGACUCUUAUUAAUAAAUCUACUGAAAAUUCUUUAAAGGUUUGAAGGUAAAUGAUAAGCUUAUUCCAAAAUAAUAAGGCAUACCUUAUGUGGUAAAAUAGUCAUAUAGUUGAGUAGAACUGAAAAGACUCAGUCUAAACUAACAAGUGUGGUGGGAUUAUCCCUAACCCUUUCCAAUAUUCAGGUUCAGAUACUGGUGUGUAAUAGUAGCCGUAUGAUUGCAGCUAAGAACUGGUCUUCCACUUUGAAGAUGAUGGCAGAUGUGCUUCCUCUACUGUCAGUUUCAGCCUGGGCAUGAAAAGUGGGCUUGUAACAUCUGUCGGUGCUGAGACGCCACUCAUCUAGGAUAAGACCACAGGGAAGGACUCCUGGAAGCUGCCUCUACAUUGUGCUGAGUUAGUACCUGCUUCAACACAAGACUGAAGAAAAGAAGCCGGAUGCUGGCCUCCUUUGUGAUUUCAGUUUGACGAAUUAUUACUGAGCCAAUAGAUAUUCUAGAUCCAUAUGAUACAGACCAUAAUGAAAUUAGGACUGAUGCCAUGGUCUAUGACAUGGUAAGGUUUCACCAAAACAUUCAGCAACCAUCUUCUCAUUCUAUACAGACUAUAAAAAAUAGAAUGGAUCACAUAGUGCCAUAGGAUAGCCAUUGUAAAAAACCAGUGUGAUGAAGGCAUAAAUCACAAACAAUCCCACACCAGUUUGGAAUUAUGA